Molecule: messenger RNA, 5196 nt
Organism: Oryza sativa Japonica Group (Japanese rice)
Lineage: Eukaryota; Viridiplantae; Streptophyta; Magnoliopsida; Poales; Poaceae
Product: probable purine permease 11
Cellular component (GO): membrane
Molecular function (GO): purine nucleoside transmembrane transporter activity
Source: RefSeq, a predicted model, not a curated record
AGUCCAUUCUGCGUUAGGAAGGCUAAUGAAGACGUGAAGUAGAAGCUGUAGCAGACACCCUCUAUCAAUAUGGCGUACGCUCAAGAAAUUCAGCUCCAAAUCAGAGGUGCCUCCACUGCUCCUCACCAUCUUUAGUCUCCUCUCGUGUAACCCUUCCUUUCUGGUGCUUAAUCUCGUGACAAUGGUUUAAAACUUUUAAACGGCUCUCGGUUUUGCAAAUUGCCCUCGUUUUCUCGAUGUUUAGUUGGUGUGGUUUUCUGCUUCCGCUCUAAUGAAGUUUGGAGUUUUGCGAGUGAAAUGGACGAGAAAGACGGUAUGUGCGUCUGAAAUGUCCAGCUUAGGAGCUGUUUCCAAGGAUCGAGUUCUGGCGCAUGGUAACCUAGAUGGUAUGUGCGUCUGAAAUGUCCAGCCUAGUUUGUUCUUGCUCUGGCUCGCUGGCAGCCGUCCUGAGCCAGCAAGACAGAGCUGUUGGGAUCAUCGCUCUUGUUCUUCUUCUUGUUGGGAUUUAUUUUAGGAGUUUCUUCAAACUUGGGCGAGGUAACCGCGUACAAGGAGUGCUCAAUAGAAAUAGAAAAUAGUUUUUCAGUUUCCAAAUAGAGAAAUACUAGUAGCAACCAUUAGAGGAAUAACAGGGGCGGAGCUACAGUGAUGCCUAUGUAUUCCCAGGAAUACCCAACUUUUUUUAUCAAAAAACAACUAUACUUCAGUAUAUACACAUAACACAUAUACACAUAUUAGUUGUCCCCACUCCUCCAGAGUCCCUCGCUCGGCUCACGCCUCACCCUCACGCGCAAAUGCGCUGCUCGCCCGCUCCCCAAUUCCCCAUUUGAUUCCAAACCCUAGGUGGCGGCGUUCGGCGGCGGCGCGGCGGCGCGGCGACCGGCGGAAGCGGCAAGGCGUCCGGCGACCGGCGACGGGAGCAGGGAGCUAGACCAGCGGUGGCGCGGCGAGGCAUUCGGCAGCGGCGCGACGCCGUGGCGAGGCAUUCGGCGGCGGCGCGGCGAAGCCGCGAGACGGCAACCGACGGGCGACCGGUGACGGCGGGAGCGAGGCCACGAGGCCGAGGGGCAGGGGCGCGGCGGCGGCCGGCCAACAGCUGCAGCUCAGCGGGACAGCGCCCAGCGGCACUGCGGCAGGCGCAAUUUCAGUUCUGUAGAUUGAAGAACUCUCAAAAUGAAGAAGAAAUCGAUUGAUUUGAAGACUUUGUGGGAUAGACAUUCAAAGUCUAGGAAGGUAGGGUUAGGUUCUGGUUCUGGAUCAACAACACAACCAGUUAGAAUUGACAGUGAAGUUGCUGUUCCUUCUGUUCAGCCGAUUACAGAUGCAAAUGAGAGUCCAGUUCAGAUUCAGAUUACUGCAGUUGAGGUUGUGCCUGAGGUAGCAGCCAGUGAUGCAGCAAGAGAUGUGACAGAACCUGAAACAGAGGUAGCUAGCAAUGAUCCAGACAUAGCAACAGCAGUGACACAGCAGGAGCAACCUUCCACUUGGUCUCCUAUCAGAGAUUGGUCUCCCAUCAGAGAUGGUGAUGAUGAAGAGACAGAGUAUGACUCAAGUGAUGAAGCUAUUUAUGACAUUGAUUUACUUUGUCAUGAUCCUGGAAGGCGAAUUGCAAUCAAAAAUUAUGAUGUCAAUGAACGGAAUUCUGUGAUAAGGGGAUAUAUUGCAUUAGGGCCAUGCCAACCACGCAGCCACAAUUUUCCUAUAAGGAAAAUUGGAGGUAAGCCUCGGCGCUUCCUUCCUAGUUGGUAUGACGAAUUUAAAUGGCUUGAAUAUAGUGUGGAACAAGAUGCUGCAUUCUGUUUUAUUUGUUACUUAUUCAAGCAUAAAAUUAAUAAUUCUGGUGGAGAUGCAUUUGUAAAUAGGGGAUUUAGGAAUUGGCACAUGAGAAAAAGGAUUGCAAAACAUGUUGGUGGUAUGACUAGCUUUCACAAUGUGGCACAAGAUAAAUACAAUCACUUCCUUGCACCUAAAACAAAUAUUGUUGAGAGCUUUGCUGCCACCAAUGAACAAGACAAGGCUAGAUAUAUGGCUCGUUUAACCUAUUCAAUGAAGUGCUUGAAGUUUCUUUUAAGGCAAGGUUUGGCUGCCCGUGGACAUUAUGAAAGUGAAAAGUCACUUAAUAAAGGAAAUUUCCUUGAGAUGUUGAGUAUGCUAGCAGAAAACUUUGAAGAAGUUGGUAAGGUGGUUUUGAAUAAUGCUCCAAAGAAUUGUAAGUUGACUGCUCCCGAAAUACAAAAACAGAUAGCUAAUUGUUGUGCCAAAGAAACUACUAAGCUUAUCAUGGAAGACCUUGGUGAUGAAUAUUUUGCAAUACUUGCCGAUGAAUCUAGUGAUGUGUACCAAAAAGAACAGUUGGCUCUUUGUUUGAGAUAUGUUGAUAAAAAAGGAAGGGUAGUUGAGAGGUUCCUUGGUGUUGUUCAUGUUGAAAAUACUACUUCCUUGACACUUAAAGCUGCAAUUGAAUCAUUGCUUAUGGAGCAUUCCUUGAGCUUGUCUAAGGUCCGUGGGCAAGGCUAUGACGGUGCUAGUAACAUGAAGGGUCAUGCUAAUGGACUAAAGAAAUUGAUUAUGGAUGAGUGCCCUUCUGCCUAUUAUGUCCAUUGCUUUGCACAUCAACUCCAAUUAACACUUGUGGCUGUUGCUAAGGAAAACCCAGAUUGUGUGUGGUUCUUUGAGCAACUUAGAUUUUUGUUAAAUCUUCUUGGGAAUUCUUGUAAGAAGACAGAAAUGCUUAGAGUUGCACAAGCUCAAAGAAUUGUAGAAGAACUAGAUUUGGGUGACAUUGAAACUGGAAAGGGUUUGAAUCAAGAAAUGGGUUUGGGCAGGCCAGCAGAUACUCGUUGGGGAUCUCACUAUAAAACUGUUAUGCAUGUCCUAUCUUUGUAUCCUUCAAUUCAAAAAGUUCUUAUAAUGGUUGGCAAGGAUCGCUCUUUUGGUGCAGAAUGUGCAAAUGCACAAACAGUGUUGACAAUAUUCCAAUCAUUUGAGUUUGUUUUUAUGGCACACUUGAUGCAAACAGUACUUGGGUUCACAUCUGACUUGAAUCAUGCUUUGCAGAAGAGGGAUCAAGACAUUGUUAAUGCAGUAGGACUGAUUUUAUUGACAAAGUUUCAAUUGCAGCAAUUACGCGAGGAUCCUGGAUGGGAUGAUUUUCUUCAAGAAGUGCAAUCUUUUUGUGUGAAGCAUAAGAUCAAGAUUCCUGAUAUGGACUCUUUCUAUCGGCCGGUUGGAAGAGAUAGGAGGUUCUUUAUUAAAAUCAAGAAUAUGCAUCGCUUCCAUGUUGACAUGUUUCUAAGUGUCAUUGAUAGACAACUACAAGAGCUUAAUGAACGGUUUGAUGAGGUAAACACAGAUUUGCUCCUUUGUAUGGCUGCAUUUAGUCCUAUAGAUAACUUUGCUAGUUGGGACAAAGAUAAGUUGAUUAAGCUUGCACGGUUUUAUCCUAAUGAUUUCUCAAGCACAGAGAUGAACCAUCUUCCAUCAGCAUUGAAACUCUUCCUCACUGAGAUGCGUAUAGAUGAAAGGUUUAGAAAAGUAAAAAAUCUUGCUAAUCUUUCCAUUAUGAUUGUUGAAACAAAAUUGCACAAUAGACAUGAGAUUGUUUACAAGCUUCUCAAAUUGGUUCUGGUACUUCCAGUAGCAACAGCUAGUGUUGAAAGAAUAUUUUCUGCCAUGAAUUAUGUGAAGAAUAAAUUGAGAAACAGGAUGGGGGAUCAAUACUUGAAUGAUUGCUUGGUCACAUUUAUUGAGCGUGAGAUGUUUUUGAAAGUCAAGGAGUGUGAUAUUAUAAACCGCUUUCAAGCCAUGAAGGAACGCAGAAUUAAAGCUACUCUUCCAAGCCACGAAGGAACCGAAAUAGAAAAUUAGAGAACAAGAGUCUGACCAUGGCGAGGACGGCUCUGCACCAAAAGCCGCCGCCGUGCGUGGUGGGUCACCGAGAGGCGGCGUCCGGUGGUGGCUGUCGGUGGCGGCGGACAUGUUCAUGGUGCUCUGCGGCCAGACCGUGGCCACCCUCCUCGGCCGCCUGUACUACAACUCCGGCGGCAACAGCAAGUGGAUGGCCACGCUCACGCAGUCCGCCGGCUCGCCGCUGCUCGCCAUCCUUCUCCUCUUCACGCCGGCGCCCGCCGCCGACGAGCCCAGGCCGGCGGCGGCAAAGAUGGCGCCCAUCUACGUCGGCCUCGGGAUCAUCAUCGGCUUCGACAACCUGAUGUACUCGUACGCGCUGCAGUACCUGCCGGUGUCCACCUUCUCGCUCGUGGCCGCGACGCAGCUCGGCUUCAACUCCGUCACCUCCAGGCUCAUCAACGCGCAGCGGUUCACGGUGCUGAUCGCCAACUCCGUCGUCGUGCUCACCUUCUCGGCGGCGCUGCUCGGCAUCGGGGCCUCCUCCGACGAGACCGCCAGCAGCGUGCCGAGGGGCAAGUACCCCGCCGGGUUCGCCCUGACGCUCGCCGCCUCCGCCGUGUUCGCGCUCAUCCUGUCGCUGUUCGAGGCCACCUUCGAGAAGGUGGUCCGGACGCGGACGCUCCGGUGGGUUCUGCGCGCGCAGCUGUGGACCAACGUGGUGGCGUCGACGGUGUCGGCGGUGGGGCUGCUCGCGUCGGGGGACUGGAGGACGAUACCGGCGGAGAUGGCGGCGUUCAAGGACGGGAGGGCGAGGUACGUGGCGACGCUGGUCGGGACGGCGGUGUCGUGGCAGGUGAUGGCGGUGGGCUCGCUGCGGCUGAUCGUGAGGGUGUCGUCGCUGUUCGCCAACGUGACGGGCACGCUGUCGCUGCCGCUGGUGCCGGUGUUCGCCGUCGCGCUGUUCGGGGACAGGAUGACCGGGAUCAAGGCCGUAUCCAUGCUCAUGGCCGUCUGGGGUUUCCUCUCGUACGCGUACCAGCAGUACAUCGACGGCCGGCGCGCGGCCGGCGCCGGGAAGGGGAGAGCGGCGGCGGAGUGCCGCGUUUGCGCCGCGCGCGCCGGCAGCGAUCCGGACUCGCCCGCGUGAGGGGCCCGCGUUUUCUCACGGCCCAACAAACCGAAAGUAGCUCACGUCUACUUUUCGCCUGAGGCCCAAUACACAGAGGACAUGUAGGCCCAUCGGCUUGUGUUUUGAGAUACUGUUUAGGUUUUAAACCGUGUAUCCAUCAUCUGUAGGGCCCCUUGGAAAGGAAUAAUUCACUCGAGGUUCUUUAAUUUGUCAACGAA